AUGCCAGGCUCCCUGGCCGAGUACCUCGCCAAGAACUACCUCACUGCCGAUCCAGGCACAGAACGACCCAAAAAGAAACGCAAGAAGACCAAAGCCGUUGACACCGCAGACUCGGGACUCAUCAUCACCGACGACGACCCAACGGACCUGCGAUCCUCAGCCGCAAACACAGGACUCGACGAUGAGGACCGCCCAUCCGUGGACACAACACACAAGAGCGCUGAGUUCCGACGCGCCAAGAAAUCCGGCUGGAAAACCAUCGGGGUGUCAGGCGCAGGCAAUGAACAAGAGGCCGCAGACGCGAUCUUAGCAUCUGCAGCGGCGGAGCAGGCGGCACAGCGUGCAGAGGGCGACGAUGACGAUGCGCCGAUGAUAGAAGGGGAGGAGGGAGACCAGGGCCUGCGCAUGGAAUCCGGGGCGCUCGCAGGACUGCAGACAGCCAAGCAGACAGCGGCCAUGGUGAAGGCGCAGGAGCGACGGAAACGAGCCGAGGCAGCUCAGUUCCAAGACCCCGGAGCUUCCGACGCAAUGGCCCAGGAAACAAUCUAUCGUGACGCCUCUGGACGCAUCAUCAACGUGGCAAUGAAGCGGGCCGAAGCGCGGCGCGCUGAAGAAGAAAAACGCGAGAAAGAAGAGCGCGCCCGCGAGGCGCUGAUGGGCGAUGUGCAACGACAACAACGCGAGGCGCGCAAGCAGGAACUACAAGAUGUGCGAAGCAUGCCCGUGGCACGGACGAUUGAAGACGACACGAUGAACGAUGAACUCAAGGCGCGGCAGCGGUGGAACGAUCCCGCUGCGCAGUUCCUGACAAACCUCCCUGAGCCCGGGGCCAGCGUUACUGGGAAACCGUUGUACAAGGGCGCGUUCCAGCCCAAUCGCUACGGUAUUCGCCCGGGCCACCGGUGGGAUGGAGUGGAUCGAGCCAAUGGAUUUGAGAAGGAGUGGUUUGCGUCGAGAAAUAAGAAGGAGAGGAUGGAGGCGCUGGAGUACCAGUGGCAGAUGGAUGAGUAA
Molecule: messenger RNA, 1011 nt
Organism: Penicillium lagena
Lineage: Eukaryota; Fungi; Ascomycota; Eurotiomycetes; Eurotiales; Aspergillaceae
Gene: cwc26
Product: putative cell cycle control protein (Cwf26)
Exons: 1
Coding region: 1-1011 (336 amino acids)
Biological process (GO): mRNA splicing, via spliceosome
Cellular component (GO): U2-type spliceosomal complex; RES complex
Molecular function (GO): RNA binding
Source: RefSeq, a predicted model, not a curated record